UUCCAGUCCUGGAGGCUUCUGUUAUCCAGACAGAGCCGCGACGCGUUUCCAAGGCCAGUGCUUCUCCCAAGUUCACGGGGAACUUAGCCUGGUCUAGUGUCUGGAGGAACAAGUUGUAGCGCCAAUCGUGGCCAGCACAGCCUUGCCCCUACCCCACCAUCCAACCUACUCUCCUGCUUCAUUCCUCUCAGAGCUCACGGUCCCCAAACAGUGCACCUGCCGGAGGUACCAACACAGCGGGAGAAGUGGACAUGAGGUUGGCAGGCCCCCUUCGCAUCGUGGCACUAAUCAUCAUGAUGGGUCUCACCUGGAUCCUAGUCACCAUCCUCCUGGGUGGUCCUGGUGGUGGCCUUCCUCGAAUUCAACAAUUCUUCACCAGUCCAGAGAACUCAGUGACUGCAGAACCAAGGGCCAGGAAGUACAAGUGCGGCCUGCCCCAGCCAUGUCCUGAGGAGCACCUAGCCUUUCGCAUGGUCAGCGGGGCUGCCAAUGUCAUCGGGCCCAAGAUCUGCCUCGAGGACAAGAUGCUCAUGAGCAGCGUCAAGGACAAUGUGGGCCGUGGGCUGAACAUCGCCCUGGUGAAUGGGGUCAGUGGUGAGCUCUUGGAAGCCAGAGCCUUUGAUAUGUGGGCUGGAGAUGUCAAUGAUCUCUUGAAGUUCAUCCGGCCACUGCAUGAAGGUACCCUAGUGUUUGUGGCAUCAUAUGAUGAUCCAGCUACAAAGAUGAAUGAAGAGACCAGGAAGCUUUUUUCUGAGCUGGGCAGCAGGAAUGCCAAGGAGCUAGCCUUCCGUGACAGCUGGGUGUUUGUGGGAGCCAAGGGUGUGCAGAACAAGAGCCCCUUUGAGCAGCAUGUGAAGAACAGUAAGCACACCAACAAGUAUGAGGGCUGGCCAGAGGCCCUGGAGAUGGAAGGCUGUAUCCCUCGAAGGAGCAUGGCGGGCUAGCACAACAGAGCUCUGGGACCAGACUGAAGGAAGCAGCAUGGUACCAAUGUAGGGUGGAAGCCUUGUCCCAUGCCCAGGCAUGAGGCUCCCCCACCCCAACACAUCAGGGCUCAAAAGUGGCCUCAAGGUGAUGGGGGCUGCAGAGCUGGCCCAUUUUGCUUUGUCAUGGAGCUUAGGUAGUUGUGUCCCUGUUUUCCUAAAGUUGAUCCCACAGUCAGUUCUACCCAGCCCCUUCCUCUGCCCCUCCUGUGUCAUCUUCUAUUUCUUGAGUGACCCCAGAGGCAAGGGUCUUCAAGUGCUUGCUCCUUUCACUGGAGCAGCCAGUGGGUAGGUUGGGACAUCUUCCAGAACCUUUCCCUCCCAGAGGCACUGCACUGCCAUCCAACCCAGUUUUCAGUGUGAUCCUUUUUAAAUACACCAUAUCAAGAGUUUAAUCAGAUCACUUCUAUAAACCUGAGUGGAAGACUGGCCUUUAGUGCCCAAGUAGCUGGAAUACAAUCAAAGUUCCUCACAAAGUAUAUGGCAAUAUGCAGUUUGUCAGAGGGAUCACCUUCUAAAUGACAUGUUUGUUAAUAAACUAAUCAAUUGCAGUGGAAUAAAAUGCAUUCAGAUGUUGUCAUCAGUGGAAAGUCAA
Phodopus roborovskii (desert hamster) is the source of this 1578-nucleotide messenger RNA. It is a transcript of the gene Fam3a, whose product is annotated as FAM3 metabolism regulating signaling molecule A. Lineage: Eukaryota; Metazoa; Chordata; Mammalia; Rodentia; Cricetidae. The coding region runs from base 252 to 944 and encodes 230 amino acids. The transcript has 9 exons. The record is from RefSeq and is a predicted model, not a curated record.